UAACUUAAACAGCAAGGCCAAACGUCUGCAUCGAAAAUUUUGGUGCACGGCCAGUUUAACAUUUUCGCUAAUGUGAGAGUUGUACCACCAUGGAUUACUUUAAAUCUUACACCUUUUUAAUAUAUGUCGCUGCAUUAUUAAACGCAGAGGGACUAUUAGCGCAGUACAAUAACAAUGGCGGUGCCUAUGGGAAUAAUGAUGCAUCGGUAAACUAUGGACAAAAUGGUGGCAAUUCUUACACUAUGGGCGGAGGGUCAAUAGGAGGUGGAAGCAUCGGAGGCGGUUAUGUUGGCGGUGGGAGCAUCGCAAUGCCUAAUUUGAUAUACCCACCGACACCCAUCGGCUACCAGCAGGAGCAAGGUUAUGGCUAUGGAAAUCUAUUUUUAUUAUCGGGAUUGCUUGGUGGCUUUGACAAAGCCCAAGCCUUUAUGUCCAAAUUAUACUCGGCGAAUAUGCCAAAAGAUGCUGGCCGUCCAGAUGAUUAUGGAGACAAUAACGGUUAUGGAGACAAUAACGGCUAUGGCAACAACGGGUACGGUACUAACGGUGGCUACGGUAAUGAUGGGAAUGUAUACGGGAACACUGCUUAUGGACGCAAUAUGAACGCUGGUGGAGAUCAUGUCGAAGAUCCCAGACAGAUCAUGGCCGGAUUCCGUGGUCCCAGUAUGAACGUUGGCUACAGGCAAGCGCCACCAGUUCCGGCAGCCCCUGAUGCUCCUCAGAAGAGGCGGUGACCUUAAAUAAACUCUUUCGUUUUCUGGACUUUUGUUGUUUGUUGAUCCUAGAAUUGGAGUUUUGACUCAAAGCACCAAAGAAAGUAUUUUUUGUACGAGGACACUAGAAUAAAUUAUUUCUGUGACCGAAUUAAACAAAAUUAAAAAUAGCCGAAUAUGAAUACGACUUAUACAAGCUUAGG
Paramacrobiotus metropolitanus is the source of this 916-nucleotide messenger RNA. RefSeq names its product eggshell protein 1-like. Bases 90 to 734 code for a protein of 214 amino acids. The record is from RefSeq and is a predicted model, not a curated record. The transcript has 3 exons. NCBI's taxonomy places the organism in Eukaryota, Metazoa, Tardigrada, Eutardigrada, Parachela, Macrobiotidae.